GUAGAAAAGCGUUUAAACGGCCAGCGAACCCAACCCGACCCAACCCAUUAUUGUUCGAAGCCGACAACAUCACACCACACCACAUCCCUUUUUUUGUUUUGAUUUAACUUUGAAUCAAACAAAGGCAACGAUAAAUAACAUCCUGCUUCUACCCCAUAAUCAGUAAUCAUAACCCUCUCUCCCUCUUCCGUUUCAUGAUUCUCAUAUCAUUGUCGCCACGCUAACCUCAAUUGGAGCCAUAACCCUCUAUCACCCUUUUCAAUCCCUUCCUGGUGGUGACAAUGUCGACUCCUGCUAGGAAGAGGCUGAUGAGAGAUUUUAAGAGGUUGCAACAAGACCCGCCUGCAGGAAUCAGUGGUGCCCCGCAGGAUAACAAUAUAAUGCUGUGGAAUGCCGUCAUAUUUGGUCCUGAUGAUACUCCAUGGGAUGGAGGCACGUUCAAGUUGACGCUCCAAUUUACUGAGGAUUAUCCAAAUAAACCACCAACUGUAAGAUUUGUGUCUCGCAUGUUUCAUCCAAAUAUUUAUGCAGAUGGAAGUAUUUGUCUGGAUAUCUUACAAAAUCAGUGGAGUCCUAUAUAUGAUGUGGCUGCUAUACUCACAUCUAUCCAGUCAUUGCUUUGCGAUCCCAACCCAAAUUCUCCUGCAAACUCUGAAGCAGCUCGAAUGUUUAGUGAGAACAAGCGUGAGUACAAUCGAAGAGUGAGGGAAAUUGUGGAGCAGAGUUGGACAGCUGAUUAAGUUCAUCCUCGUGCAUGUGUGUCAAUUAAGUCUGUCUGCAGCUUUGAUGGCAUGGAUUAGGUUGCAGUGGCACCUUUUAAAAAUGAUUGUGCAAACUCAUCAAAUUUAUAUUCCUUGCUUAUAUGAAUUGUAGCAUCAUCUUAUCUUAAAUUUAUUGUAGCUUUUGCAUUGCACAUGUCAGUUAAUGUAAAAUAGAAUCAUGCGUGUCAGUUUACUUUGGAUUGUUGUCAACAUGGUUCAAUAUAAAAAUUGUAGUUUGCUGAAUUGGUUAUAAUCACAAAGGUUUUCGAAAAUUUGCUCGAAUUGAAUCAUGAAUAUCUCACUCUUUCUGUCCCUUUGCG
Abrus precatorius (Indian licorice) is the source of this 1081-nucleotide messenger RNA. Its product is annotated as ubiquitin-conjugating enzyme E2 2. Lineage: Eukaryota; Viridiplantae; Streptophyta; Magnoliopsida; Fabales; Fabaceae. The transcript has 6 exons. Bases 282 to 740 code for a protein of 152 amino acids. The record is from RefSeq and is a predicted model, not a curated record.